AUGUCGGAACAAACUUUCUCAACGAAACAUCCCCUCGACAGUCAUACCUCAGACCCGAUCGUCACAACCGAGUCGGGUGAUAUUCGGGGCAGGACUGCUGACGAUGUUCAUGUGUUCAAAGGGGUGCCAUUUGCUGCACCGCCUUUCGGGCCCAAUUACCUCCGUCCUCCACAACCACCGAUGCAUUGGGGAGGUGUGCGUGACACACUAAGUUUCGGGCCCAAGUCUCCGCAGGUUCCCUAUCCACCGGGAAUCGCUGACGGCCUCGCAGAGCUAGUCAGCACUGGUGAAGAUUGCCUGACCCUCAACAUCUGGACACCUAGCCUUGGCACCGCGGAACGGCCAGUAAUGGUCUGGAUUCCUGGUGGUAUGUUUGAAUUCCAUGCCACUGGCGCUGUAGCCUACUACAAUGGUAGUAGGUUUGCCCGAGAUGGCGUUGUAUGUGUCACCAUCAAUUAUCGCGUUGGUGCCCAAGGAUUUCUCUAUGUAGACGAUGGCAUCCCCAACCUUGGCCUGCUUGACCAAAUCGCCGCCCUCGAAUGGGUGCACAAGAACAUAGCCGCAUUCGGCGGCGACCCAGGCAGGGUCACUAUUUUUGGAGAGUCGGCUGGUGCCAUGAGCGUCGUCACGCUACUUGCUGUCCCCAAGGCUAAAGGGCUGUUCCGCCGAGCGAUUGUGCAAAGUGGGAGCAACCCAAAGCUGAAUUCGACAGCAACAGCGAAACGGAUCGGACAGCGAUUGGCAGAGAUCUUGGGCAUUGAGGCUACAUGGGAGGCCAUCAGCAUGACACCGUCUGAUCAGAUCCUCCAUGCUCAGGCGCAGCUGCGAGACGAGCUGGUCGGGCGACCUGACCCGACUUUCUGGGGCGAGGUCGCGCUUAGUUUUAUCCCGUGGGCACCAACAAUCGACGGGGAUAUUAUUCCGGUGCAUCCAAUGGAUACUAUCCGUGCUGGUGCUGCAGCCGACAUCGACUUGGUCGUUGGCUCCAACACCGAGGAAACACGUCUUUUCUUAGUUCCAGACGGCUCCAUUGAUCGCAUUACGGAAGAGAACUUAUCCGCGAUAGCUGGCGUGUACGGCUUGUUGCCAGAGGGCAUCGACGCGUAUCGUGAGUUACAUCCGGGAGCCAGUCCUGGUGAGCUAUUCUCGGCGAUCCAGACCGACUGGUUCUGGCGGAUCCCUGCUAUUCGCUUUGCCGACGCCCAUGCAGAGGCAGCUAGGGCUUUGACCUAUAUGUAUGAAUUUGCUUGGCAAUCGCCUCAGAUGGGCGGUCGCCUCGGCGCAUCCCAUUCUUUGGAGAUCCCCUUUGUCUUCGACACGCUCGGCCUUGGAACAGAGCCCCUUCUUGGCCCAACUCCUGCGCAAGAGCUCGCUGACAUUAUGCAUCGGGCCUGGGUGGCGUUUGCCACAAUAGGAGAUCCUGGAUGGCCGAAAUAUAAUGCUAGCCGCAGGUCAACUAUGCAUUUUAAUAUAGCCUCCAGAGCGGUGAAUAAUCCUCUUAAUAUAAUAAUUAAGCUUUGGGAUAAUAUAUAUUAA
Molecule: messenger RNA, 1536 nt
Organism: Fusarium proliferatum ET1
Lineage: Eukaryota; Fungi; Ascomycota; Sordariomycetes; Hypocreales; Nectriaceae
Exons: 1
Coding region: 1-1536 (511 amino acids)
Source: RefSeq, a predicted model, not a curated record